Closterium sp. NIES-67 is the source of this 4373-nucleotide messenger RNA. The record is from the annotation of a GenBank genome assembly. Lineage: Eukaryota; Viridiplantae; Streptophyta; Zygnematophyceae; Desmidiales; Closteriaceae.
AACGGUUUGCCGCCAAGCGCGGCAGCCUGCGCGGGAAAAUACUCUUCAGCGGACGGUCAGCAAGCAGCCAGUGGCUAGUGCAGUUGAGCCUCUUCACCGACUGAGCGAACAACUGGGUUCCGACGAGGUUCAAAUUCUAGCCGCCAGAAGUUUGGCAUGCUUCUACUAUCUCCAACAACGACCGGCGGUAUUCACCAAAGGACGGCGCUUAAUCACUUGCGGAUAAUCGAGCGUGUACCCGCCGCGUCGUUUCACGAAUAGUGGCCGGUCAUUUUUUUCGCUGCUCUGUAACCGUCAGUGGACGACUUAGUCCGACAAGAAACCCGCUUUCAAGUUGCCACUCCUGUCUUCAAAAUAGGUCCAUCAGUUCCGCGUUAGCUUCUACUUACCGCCUCUCGAUCCCCCCCGACGUGAAAUCUUGAAGUCUUACACCGACACUUCACAAUAAGGAUCUUAGAUCAGAGGUUCACAGGUUCAUAUUCUCAAAACAGCACAUUGAUAACCCAUAGAAUUAGCGGGAUUAGCACGUCCAGUGGCGUCGCCUGUAUAGAGCCCACGAAGGUCUUACAAGCGUCACGCAGCCCGCGCUCCAUAGUGACGAUUGUCGAGACGCCUCAAAACUCGGCCCGUACUCGAUAGUGAAUCCGUCUCGAGGAGCCUAGUAGUACACUAGUUCUUCGUGCCAUAGAGAAUUUUCGUCGCCGCGCGUCACGAGCCCUGAAGUUCGCAAGCUUCUAGCACCUGAUAGUAGGCUGAAUCAGGUGCUUGGCAGCUCGGUGAAGUCAUGGAGACCCGGUUCGGCAGCCAUCCACUGGCCGCGUUGACGAUUUUCGUGCUCCUGACCGCGUCGCUUGCCGUCGUCGCAUCGUUCCCCCUGGAGGUGCGCGCCUCCGACCUGGCACCGCUCCCUACGCGGCCCUUGCGCCCAACUGCCCCCGCGCAACUGCCCCUGCUCCCGCGCAACCUCCGCGCGAAUCCGUUUCCGCCUGUUCCGUCUCCGCGCACCAGCGCAGCAGAGGGAAUGGCCGGCGGAGAAGCUGGGCCCCCGCAUCCCCCGCAUGGACAGCAGGAGUGGCUCGAUUCGUCGCACGAUGUGUCGCACGAGACGUCGCAAGCUUUGUCGCACGAUCGCCAGCCGCUUAUGCUGGAAUGGCAAGGGGGGCGCGUCAGCAGGCGCGUGGUCUGGCGGAACGCACGUGUUGGGGGGAACAUGGCGGAAGGGCAACCGGAAUUGGGGGGAGGAACGGGCGGAAUGGCGGGGGUGGAGGGGCAAGCGGAGGGGGACGAGUGGGAGGGAAUAGCGAGGCGGAAACAGGCAGGGAAUGGAGAGGGAUGGGGAGAGGGCGGCACGAGGAGAAGCGAGGGGAGUUCUGCGCCACGCGAGCAAGCCGAGCGGCGAGAGGAAACCGAGCGGCGCGAACUGCUGCUCUUCGACGGGUCGCGCAUGCUGCCUAAGAGGCGGGGCGCGUGCGUGUACUAUUACAAGACCGGUCGGUUCACUCUUAAGUACAUCAACCCGCGCAACACCACGCUCUCUCCGUACGACGCGUGGGCGCCCAAGGGCAAGCGGCGCGUUCUAAGCGGCGACUGCCGCUUCGCGCUCAACGCGCAGUGCAAGAUAGUCAGGACCUUCCCCAACGCGUGUGACGACGGCGACCGCUGCCGCACCAGCCGCUGCGUGUGGUACGGCAACCGAAUCGCCUCCCCCGCCGCCUGUUUCCCCUUCCCCUCGUGCUUCUUCGCGCCCGCGCGCUGCUCCCGCUCCCCCCGCAUUCUCUGCGCCAAGAAACGUCCCGCCAACGUCUUCCACGUUGUGGAUGAUUUCGGCGCCGCGGGGAACGGGAUUGUGAACGAUGCGCGCCCGAUUACGGCGGCAUUUGAUGCUGCCUGCCGGUAUGCGGCUAAUGCGGCCGUUCCUGCUGCUGCGGGGAGCAAGGUGGGGAGGCAUGCGAUAGUGGUGAUUCCUAAAGGGAAGGUGUUUAAGUUUGGGAGUCCCAUGGUGUGGCAGGGCCCGUGUGGAGCGGGGAAUAUGACUAUAAAGCUGAAUGGAAAGAUGACCUUUCCGCUUAAUCCCCUCGCGUUUCGUGGGGUUCCCGAUUUUAUUCUGCUCCUGGACCGCAUCCAACGGCUGAGGAUCAUCGGGGGGGGCUCGAUCAACGGCAUGGGGUUCGUGUGGUGGGACCUGUUUGAAAAGAAGAAGCUUAAGUGGAAUGAGAAGAUCAGGCCGGGGAUGCUGUACCUGCACCGGUGUAACAACGUGGAGAUACAAGGAAUCACACUUAGAAACCCCCCAAUGCAGCACCUGCACCUGUACCGCUGCAGCAACGUGCGCAUCAGCGGCGUUAAAACACGUACGCCAGCAGACAGCCCCAACACGGACAGCAUUGGCAUUGGCAUGUCCUCCAAUGUCACUGUAGAGAACUGCAAGCUACAUGCAGGUGACGACAAUGUGGCGAUCACAGGCGGCAGCAGCAACAUUCUUCUGAGGAACCUAGUGUGCACUGCUGGCCACGGCAUCAGCAUCGGCAGUCUGGGCGUGGGCGGCAGCCUGGCGUGUGUGUCGGACGUGCGGGUGCAGAACGUGCAGCUGGCGGCGCUCUCCAACGGGCUGCGAAUCAAGACGUACCAGGGCGGCCAGGGUGCCGUGUGGAACAUCCACUACGAGAAUGUCACCAUGCUGGACGUCACCAAUGCCAUCAUUGUGGACCAGAACUACUGUGACCGUAACAAUGUCGGGCCUGAGGGGUGUCAGAGCAGCAGCAGCAACGCCAUCGCCGUCUUCAACGUCUCCUACCGCAACGUCACCGGCUACAGCAACGGCAGCCGCGGGAUCGACUUCUCAUGCAGCCCCAACGCCCCCUGCCAGGCCAUGUCACUGGAUGCUAUCAAUAUCAAGCGGUCGCUACAGUCGACUUAUUCUAGUCUGGGCGCUCGUUAUAGGAACGCGUAUGGCAGCAGUGUGAGGGUGGUUAGUCCGAAGGUGGCGGGUGGGGCGGGGUGGAGCACUGCUAGCAUUGCUGUGUCUAAGACGAGUAACAUCGCGGCGCAAGCAGCCAAAUGCGGAGUGACCUAUCCCCUGUCCACAACCACUGGUAGCAGCAGCACCAACACCACCAGCACCAAUAGCACCAGCAGUGGAACCAGCACCAACAGCACCAGCACCAGCACCAAUAGCACAAGCAGCAGCACCAGCAGCGGCACCAGCACCAACAGCACUGGCAGCAGCGCCAACAGCACCAGCGGCAGCAAUAGCACAAGCAAUGUCACAGCUACAACAUCCCAAACCAGGAGCAGCAGCAGCAGCAGCAGCAGCAGCAGCAGUGCUGGUAGCAAUUCAAGUGGCAGCAGCAAGGCAUCCAAGUCAAUACAGCCCAUGCAGUCAGGAGGACUAGCAGGGGGUGACAGCAGCAGCAACAGCACUAACAGUACCAACACCAGCACAAGUAGCAGCGGCAACGGCAGCAGCGGCAACGGCAGCAGCAGCAACAGUACCAGCAGCAGCAGCAGCACCAGUGGCAGCGCCAGCACUGGAGGUUCAAGUGCAGAACUAGCAAGUAUCAGAAGCAGCCGAGGGGAGGCAGGAACGGAUGACAACAACACUAUCACAGGUGCCGGCAAGACUGGUAGUAGCAGGAGCAACAAGAGUGCCCAAAGUACGAGCAACAGGAGAGGCAGUAGCAGCAGCAGUAGCAAGUGUGGCAGUGGCAGUAGCAGGAAGAGUGGGAGUAGCAGCAGCAGCAGCAGCAAGUGUGGCAGUAGCAGCAGCACCAGCAAGAGUAGCAGUAGGAGCACCAGCAGCAAGAGUGGCAGCAGCAGCAAGGGUGGCAGCAGCGGCGGCAGCAUCAGCAGCAGCAGCAGCAGCAGCAGCAGCAGCAGCAGCGGCAGCAUCAGCAGCAGCAGCAGCAGCAGCAAGAGAGGCGGUAACACUGGUACUGGUGGCAGUACAACAGGCAGCAACACGGGAGCUGAUGAUGCUGGUGCUGGUGAGGGUGAGGAGGAGCGAAAGGGCGUGCAGAUGAAAUCGAGAUGGCACGGGCAGGAAUGGAACAAGCCAUGACUCAUGAGUGAUUCUUUCACUUCAACAGAGACACUCCUUGAGGACAUCGGUGUCAACUUAUCCCUUAAGACAACCGCUAAGCCUGUUUUUUGGAACCAUGCGUGACACGUUUUGUGUCCUAUAAGUGCUCAAUAACGGGACGACGGAGUUGUUAUUCGGUGCAGAUCUGCUAGGUUGGGCUGGGUUGGUUAAGCUGAUGUGGCACAGAGAGUUGGGCAAGCAAAUGCUUGCCAACAUCGUGACACGAUGGUUGUCUUAUGGUUUUAUGCUAGCACAAACCCGGAUAACUGACCUACAAUAACACCGUUACACCGCA